Messenger RNA from Pleurotus ostreatus (oyster mushroom), 798 nucleotides. RefSeq lists its product as uncharacterized. Gene Ontology annotation, biological process: proteasome-mediated ubiquitin-dependent protein catabolic process. The record is from RefSeq and is a predicted model, not a curated record. The transcript has 6 exons. Bases 1 to 798 code for a protein of 265 amino acids. Lineage: Eukaryota; Fungi; Basidiomycota; Agaricomycetes; Agaricales; Pleurotaceae. Gene Ontology annotation, cellular component: proteasome regulatory particle, lid subcomplex; cytosol; proteasome regulatory particle.
AUGGCACCUCAGCAAAUCGUGGCUCUGUACAAUGAUCUCCAAAGGGCCUUCAAUACCCAACCUGCGAAUCUGCAACUAUGCGGGACUCUACUUUCAAAACUGAAGAUAGGUUUGAUUGAGACCGGUCUAUUGCUUCCACACGGAGAUGCACGACUAGAGGACCUUGUGAUGGCUCGAGAUAUUCUAGAAAUCGGUGCAUUCUGGAGCAUCCGUACGAAGGACGUACCUUCGUUCGAUCGAUACUUUUCUCAGUUACAAUCUUUCUAUGUUGACUACAGUUCCGUACUACCUCCCUCAAAGCGGGAGUAUCCAAUCCGGGGAUUAAACCUCAUCCGCCUCCUCACUCAGAAUAGGAUAGCUGACUUCCACACUACCUUGGAGAGUCUUCCAUUACCGGCAGACGCCAUCGGAGACAACCCCUACCUGCGCCACCCCGUUAAUCUCGAGCGCUGGCUUAUGGAGGGGAGUUACAGCAAGGUCUGGAAUGCUAGGGAAGAGGCACCGACGGAAGAAUACAAAUUCUUCGUCGAUAGUCUGAUGGGCACCAUUCGCAACGAGAUCGCGAGUUGCGAGGAGGCCGCAUAUGACAGUCUACCGCUGAAAGACGCCGCGACUCUGCUCUUCUUCACAACACAAUCAGAGUUAUUAAGAUUCGCGGAAGCGCGAGGCUGGAAAAUCAAUCUCGCUGAGAGUAGCAUAUCAUUCUCUCGAACGAGCGAAGAGAAGAUUGAGAUACCGAAAGAGAAGUUGAUAGCCGCGUCUCUAGCUUAUGCCCGUGAACUAGAGCAGAUUGUAUAG